GUGAUAGUACUAGAGUAGAAGAAGACGAUUGAGAUGGGUGUUGGUGAGGUUUGGAGGAGAGUGAAGCCGUACGUGGCCAUGGUCUUCUUGCAGUUCGGCUACGCCGGCAUGUUCGUCGUCUCCGUGGCCUCGCUCAAGCAAGGCAUGAGCCAUUACGUGCUUGUUGUCUACCGGAACGCCGUCGCUGCUGCUGUCGUCGCUCCCUUUGCACUCUGGUUCGAAAGGAAAGUGAGGCCAAAGAUGACCCUCCCCAUCUUCCUCAAGAUUAUGGCUCUCGGACUACUCGAACCAGUUCUCGAUCAAAACUUCUACUACAUGGGAACCAAGUACACAUCGGCCAGCUUUUCCUCUGCUCUCUACAACAUACUGCCUGCAGUCACGUUUCUGAACGCCUUUGUUUUAAGAAUGGAGAAGAUAGACAUCAAGAAACGACACAGUCAAGCUAAGAUUAUUGGGACUCUGGUGACAGUGAUCGGUGCACUGAUCAUGAUAUUAUACAAAGGCCCGAUCGUCGAGUUCAUAUGGAACAAGGGACGGCACCUCCAAGCCGAGGCUGCUGCCCAGAAUGACACUCACUGGCUCCUCGGUACCCUCAUGCUACUGUUUAGCUGCUGCUGCUGGUCCGCGUUCUUCGUGUUGCAGUCACAUACGCUGAAGUCCUACCCUGCAGAGCUCUCCUUGACAACCUUGAUAUGCCUCACGGGAACGGGGCAAGCCGGUGCAGUUGCUCUCUUCAUGGAACGCGGCGCCAAGCCUUGGUCGAUAGGAUUUGAUAUGAGACUCUUCACGGCGGUCUACUCCGGCAUAAUGUGCACAGGGGUGGCGUAUUACUUGCAAGGGGUGGUGAUGAAGGAGAGAGGUCCUGUGUUUGUAACUGCUUUCAACCCUCUCUGCAUGAUCAUAGUAGCUGUGAUGGGCUCCAUCAUUCUAGCAGAGGAGAUCUCUUUAGGGAGGGUGAUUGGUGCAGUUGUUAUAGUCAUCGGUCUUUACUGUCUUAUAUGGGGGAAGAGCAGCGACCGGAUGAACACCUCCACAGAGAACAGUGAGAAGACGAAGGCCGUGGAUGAUGUCAUGAUAUCGAACUCCAUCGACUACGUCACUGUUGUAGACAUCCCACCGGAGAAGAAACCUGACGGAAUUAAUUAAGCUCUGUUGUGUUGCUGCAUGUACGGCAACGACUGGAUAAGGAUGCCUCUCAGCAGCUGUUGCUGUCACGGUCGAGGCUAAUCUCCAUGCAUCUUUCUUUUCUGCUUUCAGAAGAUUAUCCUAUGCACAAUAAUUCUCCAUCUUUUAUCUACUGUCAUCUCCAUGAUGCGGAAUGAGAAGUGGUCCUAAUGAUCGAUCACCUUUGAUGAGCUUUACUUUC
This is a messenger RNA of Musa acuminata subsp. malaccensis (wild Malaysian banana), 1366 nucleotides long. RefSeq names its product WAT1-related protein At1g21890. Gene Ontology annotation, molecular function: transmembrane transporter activity. Lineage: Eukaryota; Viridiplantae; Streptophyta; Magnoliopsida; Zingiberales; Musaceae. The record is from RefSeq and is a predicted model, not a curated record. Gene Ontology annotation, cellular component: plasma membrane.